Molecule: messenger RNA, 2658 nt
Organism: Limanda limanda (common dab)
Lineage: Eukaryota; Metazoa; Chordata; Actinopteri; Pleuronectiformes; Pleuronectidae
Product: eosinophil peroxidase-like
Exons: 13
Coding region: 1-2658 (885 amino acids)
Biological process (GO): response to oxidative stress
Molecular function (GO): heme binding; peroxidase activity; protein binding
Source: RefSeq, a predicted model, not a curated record
AUGAAUCACUGUCUGUGUGUGCUGGCUGCGGGUCUUUACCUGUACAUGCAAUGUCACGUAAAUGCAGAAUCUCGUUUGAGCAGGAGUGUUAUUGAGAAAGCUGUGGUUGCGGCCAAGGCCACUGUGGACAAUACGUAUGCAUAUUCCCGAAAAGAGAGCAUCGCCCGUGUGAGGAGGAAUACAGCAAAUCCUUCGGACAUGCUGCUGUUGCUGAAGCAGCCAGCUGGGCUGACCCGCAUGGCAGUGCGGGCUGCAGACUACAUGGACAUCACUGUGUCACUGCUCAAGCGCUCGCUGCAAAGACGUCAAAAACGCUCCAUCAACGCCACAGAUCUGAUCUCUGAAGAAGAGCUGCAGGUCAUCGCUAAUCUGACAGGCUGCUCUCCCCAGCAUCGUGCCCCUUCCUGCAAAACCAGUCCAAACUUAGACAAGUUUCGUACUGCAAGCAGUGUCUGCAACAACAGAAAACACACUCGCUGGGGGUCAGCGAACACACCUUUCAUCCGCUGGCUUCCUGCUGAGUACCAGGAUGAAAUCUCUCUGCCCAAAGGAUGGGACCCUAAGCAGAAGAUCAACAACCAUUUGCUGCCAUUGGUGAGAGACGUCUCCAACCAUAUUAUGAACACAGCUAAUGCUGAUGUGGAGAGUGACCCAUUGUACACUUUCCUGGUGACAAUCUUUGGCCAAUGGACCGACCACGACCUGACCUUCACUCCUCACUCUCCUUCCAUCAGCUCAUUUAGUAAAGGUAUCAACUGUGACAAGAGCUGCGAACGCACAGAACCCUGUUUCCCCAUCAAGAUCCCCAGUGGAGACCCCCGCUUCGGCAACCACUCAGAGAAAUGCAUGCCCUUCUUUCGCUCAGCAGCAGGUUGUGGUUCUGGCAACACAGGUCACCUCUUCGGUGCCAGCAAUGUUCGUCAGCAGAUGAACGCCCUCACAGCUUUCAUUGACUUGGGCCAGGUGUACGGUUCAGAUCAUACCAAAGCUCGCUUCCUUCGUAAAGAGGGCGGCCUUCUAAGGGUCAACACAAAGCACAAAGACAAUGGCCGCGAGCUCCUGCCGUUCGCCGCCGCAGGUGCCAACAUGUGCGCGACACGAACCCGCAUUACUGGCAACGUCAGUGCUGAGGAGGUGCCCUGCUUUGUGGCUGGUGAUGAGCGCUCCAAUGAGAACAUCGCUCUGACCUCUCUGCACACACUGUUGAUGCGUGAGCACAACCGUCUGGUACGUGCCCUGGAGAAACUCAACCCUCACUGGGACGGAGAGAGACUCUACCAGGAGGCCCGCAAGAUCAACGGAGCAUACUCUCAGGUUCUCACAUACAGAGACUACUUGCUCCACAUUGUAGGUCCAGACUUUAUUGCCAAGCAGCUGUCCACCUACCCUGGUUAUGAUGAACAUGUGGACCCCAGCAUCUCCAAUGUGUUUGCCACCGCUGCCUACAGAUUUGCUCACCUGAUGGUUCAGCCAUUUAUUAACCGUCUUGAUGAGAAAUACAAGGAGCACCCUGUUUUUCCCGACGUGCUACUGCACAAAGCCUUCUUCACACCAUGGAGGCUGAUCUUUGAAGGUGGUUUGGACCCAAUCCUGCGGGGACUAAUGGGCCGCCCAGCCAAGCUGGCUACACAGAAGCACAUGAUGCCUGAGGAGCUCACAAACAAGUUGUUCAAGUUCUCUGGUGAUUUGGCGCUUGAUCUGGCUGCUCUUAAUUUGCAGAGAGGCAGAGACCAUGGACUCCCAGGAUACAACAAAUGGCGCAAACACUGCGGGCUCUCGCAACCAAAAAAUCUGACAGAGCUGGCAAGUGUUUUGAACAACACAGAAGUAGCCAAGAAACUUCUGUAUCUCUAUCACACACCUGACAACAUCGACGUGUGGAUAGGAGGAGUGGCUGAGCCGUUUGUCCGUGGUGGUAGAGUGGGACCCCUCUUUGCCUGCCUAAUUGCAACUCAGUUCCAGAAGAUCCGCCAGGGAGACCGACUUUGGUGGGAGAACAAAGGAGUCUUCACCGACGCUCAGAAGGCGCCCCUGAGGGAAACAUCACUCGCCCGCAUCAUCUGUGACAACACUGGUAUCACUGAAUUACCUAAAAGACCCUUCCAGUACCGGCCUCGUGGGUCAGGAUACACUCAGUGCAGCGACAUCCCAGCCUUUGACCUCAGCCCUUGGAGAGAGCAUGGUGAGUUGAGUCCCCUCGGAGUCCCAGCCACCCCUAAACCCACUACACCCACUACACCCCAACGCCCUCACAUUGGCAACAAUGUUGCCUUCUCUAUGCGACUGGGCAACAGUUUUCCUGAAGCUGGCAUGCCAAUUCCAUUUCAAGAGGUAGUCUACAAUGGACAGAAUAGCUAUGAUGUGUCGACAGGGUAUUUUACCUGUGAGCAACCAGGUGUUUAUGAGUUCCAGUUCCACUGCACAAUCUUCAGGAAAGCUGCCAGCAUAGAUCUGAUGCGUAACGGAGAUCUGAUUGUGCACUCAUUCACCACCCGGCAAAACAACCGCAUCACAGCAAGUGGCAACGCGUAUAUUAAGCUUGUGAAGGGAGACGAGGUCUAUCUGGUGGCCAACCAUGGUGACAAUGGUCUGACCAGUGACAGCUUCUUUUCAGGGCAUCUUCUGUUCACUGAGACUGCUGACACAUCUGCUCCUUGA